Prunus avium (sweet cherry) is the source of this 740-nucleotide messenger RNA. RefSeq lists its product as uncharacterized. The record is from RefSeq and is a predicted model, not a curated record. Gene Ontology annotation, cellular component: chloroplast thylakoid membrane. NCBI's taxonomy places the organism in Eukaryota, Viridiplantae, Streptophyta, Magnoliopsida, Rosales, Rosaceae.
GAAUAUAAAUUGCUAAACCGAAAUCGGUAGAGAAGAAAAGAACACGUAAGAAAGAGCUGAAGAUGUCGUCCACAUCUCUGCUACCUAUCAAUGGAGGCCACCUUCUCUUCACUCAAGGCUCAUCCUUUCCCAAUUACCAUCCUUCUGCAACUCUCUACAAGUGGGGAUGGAAAAGGCAACAAGGUGGAAAUGUAGUUGCUUACAGAACCAAUGGCCAUGCUCUUCAAAUUUUGGCCAAUCCUAAUGUCUCUUCAAGGAAAAGAGACUCAAGUAAUCAAGUGAUCAUGGUUGAUCCUUUGGAAGCCAAGCGGUUGGCUGCCAAGCAAAUGGAAGAAAUCAAAGCAAAAGAGAAGUACAAGAGAAAACGUCAAAUAGAAGCAAUUAAUGGUGCAUGGGCAAUGAUUGGUCUUACAGCAGGCUUGGUUGUUGAAGCUCAAACUGGAAAAAGCAUUCUGGACCAGUUGGUUGGCUACUGGAAUGCUAUUGUCAGCAUCUUCAUGCCACAGUGAUCAUUUGAGUUUAUGGUUGAAGAAUUGCGGAUUCAUUCUUGUAUCAUUUGAUCUUUUAAAUAAGGGUUGCAUCUUGUAAUAUAUUUAUGUACCAUAUAUGUUGUAGUUGCACCAAAGGCUCUGUGCUGCUAAUCGAUUUCUAAUUCACUGCAGCAUUCUUUUCACUUGAACUACAUUGGUGUAGAAGAAUUAAAGAUUUUUAUAUUGAAAUAGUGGAGAUUGUUGUUAUGA